AUGACCGAACCCCCCCUCGCCCCCCCAAUCUCUCCUCCACCUACCCCCCAAACCUCACUCCCCCUUCACACCCCACCCCCUCCCUUCUCACCCACUUCCCUAACCCAAAUAACCCAAGGCGCAGAAGCCCUUCUUUACCGCACCCCCUUCCUCACCGGCUCCACCCCCUCCAUCCUCAAAUACCGACCCCCGAAACCAUACCGGCACCCGACUCUAGACCGGCGCCUCACCCGCCAACGCUUACUUGCCGAGGCGCGGAGUUUACUGCGAGUGAAGAAGGAAGGGGUGAAUGUGCCUGGGGUGUUGGGUGUGGAUGCUGAGGCAGGAUGGAUGGUGCUUGAGUGGAUUGAAGGAGCCACGGUUCGGGGUGUGCUUGAUGGGUGGGCCAGGCGGGCGGAAGGGGCCGGAGACGAACAAGACAUGAUGACAACCCUCAUGUCCCGCAUAGGUCGGGAAAUCGGUAAACUCCACGCCGUAGGAGUUUGUCAUGGGGAUUUGACUACGAGUAAUAUCAUGGUUCGCUCCCCGCCAUCAUUACGAGGAGAAGUAGAGGGGGGAAGAGACGAGCAAGAAGAAGAAGAAGAAGAAGAAGAAGCAAAAAGAUUAAUCCGCCACGGUACCAUCUACCUCAUCGACUUUGGCCUCACCAGCGCAUCCAUAGCAGAUGAAGACAAAGCUGUAGACCUAUACGUCCUAGAACGUGCAUUCAGCGCCACGCAUCCUGCAGCUGAGUCGCUUUUCACCGAAGUGCUGCGGGCGUAUGGGGAGACGGGCAAAGGAGCAAGGAGUGUGUUGAAGAGGUUGGAAGGGGUGAGGUUGAGGGGAAGGAAGAGGAGUAUGCUUGGUUAG
This is a messenger RNA of Bipolaris oryzae ATCC 44560, 849 nucleotides long. RefSeq lists its product as uncharacterized. Gene Ontology annotation, biological process: protein phosphorylation. The coding region runs from base 1 to 849 and encodes 282 amino acids. Gene Ontology annotation, molecular function: ATP binding; protein serine/threonine kinase activity. The record is from RefSeq and is a predicted model, not a curated record. Gene Ontology annotation, cellular component: nucleus; EKC/KEOPS complex; cytosol. The transcript has 2 exons. NCBI's taxonomy places the organism in Eukaryota, Fungi, Ascomycota, Dothideomycetes, Pleosporales, Pleosporaceae.